Molecule: messenger RNA, 747 nt
Organism: Penicillium malachiteum
Lineage: Eukaryota; Fungi; Ascomycota; Eurotiomycetes; Eurotiales; Aspergillaceae
Product: putative exosome complex subunit Rrp46
Exons: 2
Coding region: 1-747 (248 amino acids)
Biological process (GO): poly(A)-dependent snoRNA 3'-end processing; U4 snRNA 3'-end processing; rRNA catabolic process
Cellular component (GO): nuclear exosome (RNase complex); nucleolus; cytoplasmic exosome (RNase complex)
Source: RefSeq, a predicted model, not a curated record
AUGGCUGCGCCUAUUGCAUCAAUCUCAAAUGCAUUCCGGGCCGAUGGCUCUGCAUCUUACAAGUGUCCCAUCACAGGCUACCGCGUGCUCGCCGCUGUGAACGCUCCCGUUGAGCUGCCUGCUCGCAAGGGUGCUCUCAAACCCCAAGAAGCUACCGUUGAAGUUUCUAUCAGACCUGGAAAGCUUUCUCCAUCAGUUGUAGAGAAGUCGGCUGAGUCAAUUCUGCGUCGUAUGCUGAGCAGUGUGAUCCUUCGUCGCCAAGCGGGCUACCCUCGUCGCGGUGUGGUUAUCACACUGGCAGUGGUGGAAGGUGAGCCGGUAGGACGAACUGGCACUUAUCUCCCUCUCAUGCCAGCACUGCUUCAUUCUUCUUUGCUCGCUUUACUUUCCGCUGCCGUUCCUCUGUCAUGUACCUUCCUUACUCUCUUUUUCGCCGUGACUCGUUCGGGUGAAAUUGUUCGCGAUCCAUCCCCAGCGACCACAAAAGAUGCGGAGUCUCUUCAUGUUAUCAGUUUCUCCUCCACAGGGCGCACUCUGAUGGACCUAGUCGAGGGGCCUUGCGAUCUGGAAAUUUGGGCAACGAUUCGGCAACAAGCCAAGGAUAUUUACCAGGGAGCUGCGGUACCUGGUCCCGACGGCGAUAUUUCUAUGGAUGAAGAGUCGAGCAAUGCUCCCGGUGGAAUCAUUCGUGAAACCGUGGAGGACCGUCUGCGCCGUGACUAUCGCUGGGAGUUUGAGACAUUAUGA